AUGGGCGUCCCAGAGAUUAAUGCCGCCGCACCAGAGGCCAAGACCUCCGAUGGUCGCACUGCGGUGAUCAAGGUGCAAAAUGAAGACGAAUUGCGUCUGGCUCAGAUGGGCCAUAAACAGGAAUUGAAGCGCCAUUUCUCGGUCUGGAGCUUGAUCGGCUUGGCUGCAAACUGCACAAUUUCUUGGACAGGUCUUGGAUUGGGAUUGAUCACAGCGAUCAACGCCGGCGGGCCUGGUGCACUUAUCUACGGAUUUAUCCUCGUUUUUAUUCUGCAGUCGUUUGUCGGGGCCUCGCUCGCCGAAUUCGUCUCGGCAUACCCGACCGAGGGAGGAAUGUACCACUGGAUCGCGGCCAUCGCCCCAAAGCGCUAUAAUAGUGUGUUGAGCUUUGCAACGGGAUGGUGCACGGUUUUUGGCUGGAUCUUUACGACCGCGUCAACGAAUUUGAUCUAUGCUACGACUGUUAUGGCAUUGAUUGCGCUGUACCACGAGGAUUUGGUCAUUCAACCCUGGAUGACCUUUGUUGCGUACCAGAUUCUGAAUAUAUUUACGUCUGGAAUUGUCAUGUUCGGAAACAAAUUCAUUCCGAUGAUCAACAAAUUUUCUUUGGUUUACCUACAGCUCGCAUGGUUUAUCACGAUGGUCACGGUAGCUGCCGCGGCUCCGAACCAUAAUGAUAGCAAGUUCGUCUUUAGAACAUGGAUUAAUAAAACCGGCUGGGAAAAUAAUGCCAUGUGCUUCAUUACUGGACUGGUCAAUCCCUUAUACUCCUUGGGAGGACUGGACGGAAUAUCGCAUAUCACUGAGGAAAUGCCCAAUCCUGGAAGAAACGCUCCUCUCGGACUCGCAAUUACACUCUCAAUCGCAUUCGUGACCGGUGUCUCGUACUUGCUCAGCCUGAUGUUCUCCGUCCAAAACUACAACUCCCUGGCCGAUACGCCAACCGGCCUCCCCUUGGCUGAAAUCUUCUGGCAAGCAACGUCAACCAAGGGCGGUGCCUUUGGCCUCAUUUUCAUGAUAUGGAUCGCUCUCGGCCCCUGCGUGAUUGGAUCUCAACUGAGCACUGGGCGCGUUUUCUGGGCCUUUGCUCGGGACGAGGGUCUCCCUUUAUCGAGAGUUUGGGCGCGCGUCCAUCCCCGUCUGGGCUCCCCGCUGAAUGCCCAGCUCUGCGUGGGCGUCAUUAUCGCUCUUCUGGGCUGCAUUUACUUGGGAUCCACGACAGCAUUUAACUCGAUGAUGAGUUCCGCAGUAACCGUCAACAAUCUCGCCUACCUGGUUCCGAUUUUAACAAAUGUUCUCCUGCGCCGCAAAACGAUGCAUGCAGGCCCAUUCCACAUGAGCCAUGCCGUCGGCAUGAGUGUAAACAUCAUUUCCGUGUUGUGGCUUGUCUUUGCGAUCGUAUUCUUCUCUUUCCCCUUCGAGAUGCCGGCGACAGUCUCAAAUAUGAACUACACCUGCGUUGUCGUUGGUGGAUUCCUCAUCUUGGAACUGUGCUGGUGGUUGAUUGCGGGCAAGAAAUACUCCCAAACUGUCCAGCGCGCCCGCGAGGAGGAACACAAUGCUGCCAUGAUUGUCGAGGCGUCAAGCACGGAUUCUGGGCCGUGA
This is a messenger RNA of Penicillium waksmanii, 1605 nucleotides long. RefSeq lists its product as uncharacterized. The record is from RefSeq and is a predicted model, not a curated record. NCBI's taxonomy places the organism in Eukaryota, Fungi, Ascomycota, Eurotiomycetes, Eurotiales, Aspergillaceae. Gene Ontology annotation, molecular function: transmembrane transporter activity. Gene Ontology annotation, cellular component: membrane. The transcript is spliced from 12 exons. Gene Ontology annotation, biological process: transmembrane transport. Bases 1 to 1605 code for a protein of 534 amino acids.